Messenger RNA from Pieris napi, 855 nucleotides. It is a transcript of the gene Polr2D, whose product is annotated as DNA-directed RNA polymerase II subunit Rpb4. Gene Ontology annotation, biological process: nuclear-transcribed mRNA catabolic process, deadenylation-dependent decay; positive regulation of translational initiation; mRNA export from nucleus in response to heat stress. NCBI's taxonomy places the organism in Eukaryota, Metazoa, Arthropoda, Insecta, Lepidoptera, Pieridae. The record is from RefSeq and is a predicted model, not a curated record. The coding region runs from base 423 to 839 and encodes 138 amino acids. Gene Ontology annotation, cellular component: P-body; RNA polymerase II, core complex. Gene Ontology annotation, molecular function: translation initiation factor binding; nucleotide binding. The transcript has 3 exons.
CAUUUUCAUUUAAAAAGAGCGCAGCAAUUACUAUUCUGGUUAUGUCUUUUUCUCAUCGAUAUUCAUAAUUUGCUAGUCCCUGCGAACCAGUCGUAAGAUCAAAAAAUAUUCGAUAAAUGAUAAUUGCAUAGUUAUAAACACUAACAAUUAUUUUUAUUAGCUUUUAAAAAGUGAUAUUGUAUUGUAACCUGCAAAAAUGCCGGCAGUUGUCAAUUGUCAUGUGAAAUGUAAAUACUGAAAAUUGAAAUUUAAUUUGAAAUUUUGUAAACACUAAACGUAAACCAUCAUCAAAACAACCCUCUGCAUCAAACAAAUUUGAAUGUUCAAUAUACAUUAUAAAAGUUUUUAUUAAUAAGGAAAACUACGAUUUAAUUUCUAUUGUAUAUCAAAUAAUAAGUAAUACAAAUACUUAAAAAGUCAACAUGUCUGGACCCAUUCAAGAUGUUAUUGAAGAAGAUGCCGCUGACCUACAAUUUCCUAAAGAAUUCGAAAACGCUGAAACAUUGCUCAUAUCGGAAGUUGACAUGCUACUAGAACAUAGAAAAGCACAAAAUGAAUCUGCUGAGGAAGAACAGGAAUUUUCAGAAGUGUUUAUGAAAACUCUAACAUAUACAAAUAUGUUCAAGAAGUUUAAAAACAAGGAAACUAUAACUGCUGUAAGAAAUUUGUUGCAAUCGAAGAAACUUCACAAAUUUGAAGUUGCUAGUUUAGCAAAUCUCUGUCCUGAAACACCAGAAGAAGCUAAGGCACUUAUACCAUCUUUGGAAGGAAGGUUUGAAGAUGAAGAGUUAAGAAUAUUGCUAGAUGAUAUUCAAACCAAGCGAAGUAUUCAAUAUUAAAAGAGUAAUAAUAAUA